Daucus carota subsp. sativus is the source of this 2319-nucleotide messenger RNA. RefSeq names its product protein NSP-INTERACTING KINASE 1. The record is from RefSeq and is a predicted model, not a curated record. The transcript has 10 exons. NCBI's taxonomy places the organism in Eukaryota, Viridiplantae, Streptophyta, Magnoliopsida, Apiales, Apiaceae. Bases 139 to 2121 code for a protein of 660 amino acids. Gene Ontology annotation, molecular function: protein kinase activity; ATP binding; protein binding. Gene Ontology annotation, biological process: protein phosphorylation.
CCCUAGUUAAAGAGAGCAUGCUGCUAAUAUACUACACAUAGUACUGAGCACCUUUUUUUCUGUUUAAUUGAGGUAUUAUAUAAGGCCUGCUCUUCAAACUAAAUUUAUGAUUCAUAAUAAUUAUAUUCAAAAAUCCGGAUGGAGAUGAGCAGUAAGACAGAGGCUCCUUUCUGGUUUCUUAUUUUCCUGUGGCUUUCAUGUUCUGCAGAUGGCCUACUUUCAUCCAAAGGUGUAAACUUUGAAGUGCAAGCAUUAAUGGCCAUAAAAGCCUCAUUGGUUGAUCCUCAUGGUGUUCUUGAUAACUGGGAUGCUGAUGCUGUUGAUCCUUGUAGCUGGACAAUGAUUACAUGUUCUGCUGAAAGUCUGGUCAUUGGCCUAGGAACUCCUAGCCAGAGGUUGUCUGGCAAUCUUGCUCCAAGCAUUGGCAACUUAACAAAUCUCCAGAUUGUGCUAUUUCAGAACAAUAAUAUAUCAGGACAAAUUCCUGUAGAGAUGGGAUGGCUCUGGAAGCUACAGACACUUGAUCUUUCUGAUAAUAAUUUCUAUGGUGGAAUUCCCUCCUCUCUAGGUCAUUUGAAAAGUCUGCAGUACAUGAGGCUUAACAAUAACAGUCUAACAGGCGAAAUUCCGGAGUCGUUGGCCAAUUUGAGUAGGCUUACUUUAGUAGACUUGUCUUUCAACAACUUGAGUGCCCCUGUUCCCAGAAUUUCUUCUAAAGCAUUCAACAUUGUGGGAAAUACAAAUAUAUGUGCAACUGGGGUGGAGCCUGAUUGCAAUGGAACAACACUAAUUCCGAUGUCUAUGUCCCUGAAUAACACUCAAUCUGCUCUGCAUCCUGGAAGGCCAAAAAGUCACAAACUUGCCAUGGUCAUUGGUGCAAUCAUUGUAUUAAUCUCAUUGCUAAUCUUUGGAUUCGGGCUAUAUCUGUGGUGGAGGCACAGGCAUAACCAGCAGUUAUUUUUUGAUGUCAAAGAUGGACAUCAUGAGGAAAUCAGUAUUGGAAAUAUAAAGAAGUUCUCAUUCAGGGAACUUCAGAUUGCAACGGAGAAUUUCAGUAGUAAAAAUCUGUUGGGGCAAGGUGGUUUUGGAGAUGUCUACAAAGGUUGUCUUCAAGAUGGUACUGCUGUGGCUGUCAAGAGGCUUAAAGAUGGUAGUACUAGUGGAGGUCAAAAGCAAUUCCAAACUGAAAUCGAGAUGAUCAGCUUAGCAGUGCACCGAAAUCUGCUCAGGCUCUAUGGUUUUUGCAUGACUGCCACAGAGAAACUUCUAGUUUACCCCUAUAUGUCCAAUGGAAGUGUUGCUUCACGCCUUAAAGGUAUCCGUGGAAAACCAGUCCUUGAUUGGGGCCUAAGGAAGAGAAUUGCACUGGGAGCUGCGAGGGGAUUGUUGUACCUUCAUGAGCAGUGUGACCCGAAGAUAAUACACAGAGAUGUUAAGGCAGCCAAUAUAUUGCUUGAUGAAUAUUUUGAGGCUGUUGUAGGAGAUUUUGGACUGGCAAAGCUUUUGGAUCACCAGGAUUCACAUGUUACUACAGCAGUUAGGGGCACUGUGGGGCACAUCGCUCCCGAGUAUCUCUCAACUGGCCAGUCCUCUGAGAAAACGGAUGUUUUUGGAUUCGGGAUCCUUCUGCUAGAACUAGUUACAGGACAAAGAGCCUUGGAAUUUGGCAAGGCAGCUAAUCAGAAAGGUGCAAUCUUAGAUUGGGUGAGAAAAACAUUAUAUAAAAUCCUACACUUCAUUAACUCUUUGGCCUUAAACUUAUCAAAUUGGUCUAUUAUAUGGUAUUCAAAUGUAAUGCAGGUUAAAAAGGUUCACCAGGGAAAGAAGCUUGAUAUUUUAGUCGACAAGGAUUUAAAAUACAAGUAUGAUGUACUUGAGCUGGAAGAAAUUGUUCAAGUGGCUCUUUUGUGCACUCAGUACCUCCCAGCACACAGACCAAAAAUGUCUGAAGUCGUACGGAUGCUUGAAGGCGAUGGACUUGCAGAGAGAUGGGAAGCCUCCCAGAAAACUGAACCAGCAAAAUAUAGAUCACAUGAACUUUCCUCAUCAGAGCGAUAUUCGGACCUCACAGAUGACUCUUCGUUGCUUGUUCAGGCCAUAGAACUCUCUGGUCCAAGAUAAAUCAAUUUGCUGAUCUUCUAAAAAUUGAUGUAGUUGCAAAAUUUUGAUGGAAAAAUUAUACUAGUUCAGUUAAACUAAAAGUAAAAUAUAUAGAAUUGCCACAUUCAAUCUAUUAAUGAUUUUUUCAUGUAGAGUAGCGAUGGAAGACCUAACUGUAAAUAUAUAUUUUAAGGAAUAAAAGUUAUUUGAAUUCUAGAA